AUGAGUGCCGAUCAGCUUCCGGCUUCCGAAAGCCGGCUGUAUUACUCUCUACCUUUAUUGAUGGGCUGUUUGGUGUUCGCCAAUUCGCUAGGCGGCGAUUUCGUCCACGACGAUCUCAGUGCCAUCAGGUAUAACGAAGAUGUCACAUCCAGCGGAGGAGGUGCUACUGACGGUAGGGGAACAAGCAAAAGCAGCAUUUGGUCCAACGAUUUCUGGGGAACAGCUCUUUCCGACGUCAAAAGCCAUAAAUCUUAUCGCCCUCUAACGGUGCUGUCGUUCAGAUGGAAUUACCUCGUCGGUGGGUUCAAUCCUUUCGGGUAUCACGUCGUUAACGUCGCACUCCACGGCGCCGUCAUAAUCACCUUCGCGCGGAUUUGCCGACAUCGACUGCAAACAACUUUGCGCACAAGUUUAAUGAGUGCCAGUCUCUUUGCAAUUCAUUCUAUCCAUACGGAAGCCGUCGCUGGAAUUGUAGGCCGUGCGGAUAUCCUCGCCACGCUUUUCUUCCUUUUGUCGUUCUCUUGCUAUCACAGGUUGAUGGAAGGAGGCGAGGAGUUCCGUGCCGGUCGUCAAUGCUUUCGCUGGGCGUCGAGCGUGAUUUUAGGCUGGGCGUCACUGACGGCCAAAGAGCACGGCAUAGCCGCUCUGCCUGUCGCUUUAAUCUUUGACGUCACCACCACUUCCCAUUACAAGCAUUUUAGAUUGGAGGAUAAACGGACCCGCCCUGCUCCGGAUUCAUCGCCCGUGACAUGCUGGAAAAUCAGCCAAUUUCACCGAUUCACUGGCACUGGCAUAGCGAUCAUCGCACUGACUUUGUGGAGAGUCUCGAUACUCAACGGACAGCUGCCCACCUUUUCCGAUCAGGACAAUCCGUUGGCUCUUUCCCAUCAUUUUUUAACGAGGGUAUUAAGUUUACUCUACCUGCCCGUUGUCAAUAUGGGAUUGCUGUUGGCCCCCGUCAGUUUGAGCUACGAUUGGCAGACGGGCUCCAUUCCGGCUAUCGUGAGCUGGUCGGACGGGAGAAACGCUCUCUCGCUUUUAUUCUACACGUGCGUCGCUCUCGUGGCCGUCGUCGCAUUCAAUCGAAGCAACAAAAUCGUCAUUUGGAGCUUGUUAGUCAUGACUAUUCCGAUGGUCCCUUGUUCCAAUCUCUUCUACGCUGUCGGGUUCGUCGUAGCAGAACGGCUGCUCUACAUGCCCAGUUUGGGGUUCUGUUUGCUCGUCGGGCACGGACUGGACAACUUGCUAAUAAUAACGGAAAACGUUGGCGACGUCAAUCAAGGGAUGGCUCGGGCGGGAUUGAUUCAAAAGAUCAAACGAUCCGGCAGGACGGAAGGAGAACUUUGCUGGCCAAAAUUAAUGAGGCGAUUGAUCGUCAUUUCGACAGUGGUCACAGCCACUUCGUUGCUAACCAAGACACUUGUCCGUAAUGAGGAAUGGAGUUCCAGGAAGACACUCUUCUCUUCCGGAUUGAGAACAAUGCCGCACAACGCCAAAAUCCACUACAAUUACGCCAAUCUUCAAAGAGAUUUAGGCGACUGGGAUCAAGCGAUGCUUCACUAUCGUCGAGCCAUCCAGUUAUGGCCGAGCUAUUCGAGCGCUCACAAUAACUUGGGAACGUUGCUACUAGGCCGUUCAGCGGGUCCGGCUACCGAUAUAGAACGCAAACAGUUGGUCGAUGAAGCCGAAAGACAUUUCCUGCAAGCGCUGGCCGUGCAUUUUAGACACGUUCACGCUCGAUACAAUUUGGCCGUCAUCAACAUUUGUUACAGGCACAAUUUGGAUGAGGCAAUCUCUUUGUUAAUCGACUCUCUAUCUCUCGACGCGACGCACAAACCAGCCCAAAAGCUCCUGAAUUUUUUAACUAUCGAUCGCCAUCGAUCACCGCCGUCCGUCCAAGGAGGUCAUCAGAUCAACGAGACGGGAUCGACGGACAAACGUAGCCACGACUUGUCUAAAAAGAACAGCAUCACAAUGAACGACCUUCUUUUGAUUCUCCUUGAGAAUUAAAAUGAGAACACGUGAUGACUAUGCCAUUCACCUUAUAGACCUCCCAUUAUCCCCGUGCUUUGUAUACAAGCGACAAUAAAUG
Molecule: messenger RNA, 2092 nt
Organism: Daphnia carinata
Lineage: Eukaryota; Metazoa; Arthropoda; Branchiopoda; Diplostraca; Daphniidae
Product: protein O-mannosyl-transferase TMTC1-like
Exons: 13
Coding region: 1-2010 (669 amino acids)
Biological process (GO): protein O-linked glycosylation via mannose
Molecular function (GO): protein binding; mannosyltransferase activity
Source: RefSeq, a predicted model, not a curated record